Messenger RNA from Erinaceus europaeus (western European hedgehog), 4149 nucleotides. RefSeq names its product zinc finger protein 345-like. Gene Ontology annotation, molecular function: DNA-binding transcription factor activity, RNA polymerase II-specific; RNA polymerase II transcription regulatory region sequence-specific DNA binding. The record is from RefSeq and is a predicted model, not a curated record. Lineage: Eukaryota; Metazoa; Chordata; Mammalia; Eulipotyphla; Erinaceidae. The transcript has 5 exons. The coding region runs from base 227 to 2044 and encodes 605 amino acids. Gene Ontology annotation, biological process: regulation of transcription by RNA polymerase II. Gene Ontology annotation, cellular component: nucleus.
CUGCUCAGCUCUGGCUUAUGGUGGUGUAAGGAUUGAACCUGGGACUUCAGAGCGCCAGGCAUGAGAGUCUCUUUGCAUAACCAUUGUGCUAUCUACCUCCACCCUUCUGUGGGCCAUACUGUCCAGUGAAGAGGCUGUGCUGCUAGAUUUAAACAGAGUCUCAAGCUAUUGCUGUGAUUGAUCUUCCAUUUUCUGGCCUGAAAGACAUUCAGGGAAAGAGGAAGAGAUGGCAGUUUCUUGGGGUUCAGUGACCUAUGAAGAUGUAACUGUGAUAUUCACUCAAGAGGAGUGGGCACUAUUGAAUUCUUCAGAGAAGAAACUCUACAGAGAUGUGAUGUGUGAAAAUUUGAGGAACUUUCUUUCAAUAGAAAAGAUACAAGAACAUUCCACCAAAGGGCAGCAUAUCUUGCAUGGCAGUAAACAAAGUAAUACAACAGUAAACAUCUCUGAGGGCAAAGACAGUCAGAAUGCUGGAAUAUCUCAAGAAUAUGAAGUAUACAGCAAAUUAUUCACUUAUCCUAUUCAUCUACAAAAACACGUAAGAAUUCACAGUGGAGAGAAACCCUAUGAGUGUAAACAAUGUAAUGGAACAUUCAAGAGAUCCAGUCAUCUUUGGAAACAUGAAAUAACUGACAGUGGAGAGAAACCCUAUGAGUGUAAACAAUGUAGUAAAACAUUCAGUCAAGCUGGUCAUUUUCAUAUACAUGAACGAACUCACUGUGGAGAGAAACCCUAUGAAUGUAAGCAAUGUAGUAAAACAUUCAGUUGUUCCAGUCAUCUUCAGAGACACGAAAGAAUUGACAGUGGAGAGAAACCCUAUGAAUGUAAAGAGUGUAGUGAAACAUUCAGUGAUUCCAGUCGUCGUCGGAGACAUGAAAGAAUUCGUAGUGGAGAGAAACCCUAUGAAUGUAAACUAUAUAGUAAAACGUUCAGUUGUUCCAGUCAUCUUCAGAGACAUGAAAGAAUUCACAGUGGAGAGAAACCCUAUGAAUGUAAACUAUGUAGUAAAAAAUUCACUUAUGCCAGUAAUCUUUGGGCACAUGAAAGAACACACAGUGGAGAGAAAACCUAUGAAUGCAAACAGUGUAGUAAAACAUUCAGUCAUUCCAGUAGUCUUGGGAGACAUGAAAGAAUUCAUAGUGGAGAGAAACCCUAUGAAUGUAAACUGUGUAGUAAAACAUUCAGUUGUUCCAGUAGUCUUUGGGCACAUGAAAGAAUUCACAGUGGAGAGAAACCCUACGAAUGUAAACAAUGUAGUAAAGCAUUCAGUGAUUGCAAUAUUCUUCGGAGACACGAAAGAAUUCACAGUGGAGAGAAACCCUAUGAAUGUAAACAAUGUAGUAAAACAUUCAGUUGUUCCAGUCAUCUUCAGAGACAUGAAAGAAUUCACAGUGGAGAGAAACCCUAUGAAUGUAAACUAUGUAGGAAAACAUUCACUUAUGCCAGUAAUCUUUGGGCACAUGAAAGAACUCACACUGGAGAGAAACCCUAUGAAUGCAAACAGUGUAGUAAAACAUUCGGUCAUUCCAGUAGUCUUCGGAGACAUGAAAGAAUUCACAGUGGAGAGAAACCCUAUGAAUGUAAACUGUGUAGUAAAACAUUCAGUUGUUCCAGUAGUCUUUGGGCACAUGAAAGAAUUCACAGUGGAGAGAAACCCUACGAAUGUAAACAGUGUAGUAAAACAUUUGGGCAUUCCAGUCAUCUUCUGAGACAUGAAAGAAUUCACAGGGGAGAGAAACCCUAUGAAUGUAAACAAUGUAGUAAAGCAUUCAGUUAUUCCAGUAGUCUUCGGGCACAUGAAAGAAUUCACAGUGGAGAGAAACCCUAUGAAUGUAAACAAUGUAGUAAAACAUACAGUUUUUCCAGUAGUCUUUGGGCACAUGAAAGAAUUCACAGUGGAGAGAAACCCUAUGAAUGUAAACAAUGUAGUAAAACAUUCAGGCAUUCCAGCCAUCUUCGGAAACAUGAAAGAAUUCACAGGGGAGAGAAACCCUAUGAAUAUAAACAAUGUAGUAAACAUUGUAGUAAAACAAUUGUAGUAUAAACAAUGUAGUAAAACAUUCGCGCAGUCUGGUGGUCAUCAGAGACAUGAAAGAAUUCACAGUGGAGAGAAACCCUAUGAAUGUAAACAAUGUAGUAAAAUACUCAGUUAUUGCAGUAGUCUUCAGUAACAAUAACAAUAAAAAUAUAAUAAAAAUGGGGAAAACAAAAAAUGAAAAUAAAAACAAAAAUAUAAUGAGAAAGAGACAAAAACCUUUAUUUUGGUUCAUUACUCAUGAAGUUUUCCCUUUUGCAGUUAGGGAGCAUGGGCUUGAAUUUAGCAUUCUGUUUUUUUUAAUAUCCUUACUAAUUUAUUUUUUGAUAGAGAAAUUUGGAGAGAAGAUAGAGUGGGGGAGAGAGACCUGAAGCCCUGAUUCACCAUAAGUUUCCCCCUGUGGAAAAGCCUCAUGUGUGUGUGGAGCAGGGUCUUGAGCCCAAGACCUUAGCUCUGUAAUUUGCUUAACCAGGUGUGCCACCACCUGGCCCCACAUUCUGUUUAUAAUGAGAUGCCUGGACUUUAAAGAGAGAGAAGUUAAUUGAUUCCAGCUUCUGUGUCUCAAAAAGAAUUUUGGUCCAUUUGCUCAAAGGUCCAUGAUAGAGGGAAGAUGACCAGAGGGCUCUGGAGUCCAACUCCAUCAGGACCUAGAGAGAGAAAAGCAUAAAGGAAGAGCAUUUGGAUAUAGUCAUAGGUGUAGGUGUGGCUUGGAGAGAAAGAGAAGGGCUGGGGAGACAGCAUAAUGGUUAUGGAAAAAGACCUUCAUGCCUGAGGCACCAGAGGUCCCAGGUUCAAGUCUAAGCUGAGAAGUGCUCUGGAGAUUUUAAAAAAAAAAAAAAGAAUAAGAGUGAUUCAGGAGGUAGCAUAGUGGAUAGGCAUUGACUCUCAAGUAUGAGGUCCUGAAUUCAAUCCCUGGCAGCACAUGUACCAGAGUGAUGUGUGUUUCUCCUGUCUUCAUGAAUAAAAUUUUUAAAAAGAAAUAAGAAAAAAAUAGGUCGUCUUGUGGAAUGGAAAAUAAGAUGGGACCAUGAGGAGAAAAAUGGAUAAUACAGACAGUUGUAGAAAUAAUAAUAACUCAUCUGUAACCUUGUGAGAAGUGCUGUCAAUUCCAGUGGAGGGAAUGGGGACAGAACUCAGGGAGCAAUGUGAAAUACCCUACUAUAAUUUUAUAAAUCAAUAUUAAAAUUGAAAAAAUAAUAAGUAAUAAAAUUGAAAAAUAUUUCAGGAGAAAAAUGAAAAGAGGGAAGUUACAGAUAUAUAUCUUGGGAGUGGGAGAAGGAGUGAUAUAGAAAUAAACAUUUGUAGGAGUCGUGUGGUAGCACACCGUGUUAAGUGCACAUGGCACAAAGCGCAUCACUGGAGUAAGGAUCCUAGUUUGAGCUCCCAGCUCCACACCUACAAGGGGCAGUCACAAGCAUUGAAGCAGUUCUGUAGGUGUCUAUCUCUCCCCCUCUGUCUUCCACUCCUCACCAUUUCUCCGUCCUAUCCAACAACAAUGACAUUCUUGUCACACAUUUCUAAGUGUCUGCCACAUUAUUGAGAAGCACUCAAAAGUUGAAAUAUUUAAAAUGCUAAAAGAUAGGGCAGAAGAUAGAUAGCAUAAAGGUUAUGCAAAGACACUCAUGCCUGAGGCUCCAAAGCCCCAGGUUCAAUCCCCCCACCACUAGAAGCCAGAGAUAAACAGUGCUCUUGUUGAAAAAUAAAACUAAAAAGAUCAGUACUUCUAGCCAUUAUGUUGAAUCCUUAAAGAAAUACAGAUUGGAAUGUCAUGUUAUCCAGCAAUUCCACUAGGAGGCGUAGACCCAAAAGAUGGAACAGCACUGGUUCAAAGGGAUAUGCAUAACCCCAUGGUUACAGUGGUCAUAUUUCAUAAUAUCAAAAACCUAGAAACAAACAAAAUGCCCUUUGACAGACGACUGGGAAAAAAUGUAAUGGGGCUCAUAAUAGAGUAUUAUUCAGCAAUAAAACAUGAUAUUGUGUCCACUGGGAUGAAGUGGAUAGAACUGGAGAUUUUAUUUAGCGAAGCAAGUAAGGUGAACAACUUCAGAAUGGUUUCACUCAUAUGUGGAAUAGAGAGACUUGAGAAUACAAAUGUGAAUAAAAGUCAACCUAUA